CGGUCGUUGCCUGGCAUUUAUAAACAAUGAUCAUGGUUUUGGAUUGGAGCUGGUAAUAAAAAUUAAUCACACAAUCACUGAAGUAUUGCGUAUUUUACUUUUAUUUAUCUCGUAUAAACAUUAUCGUAAUCAUGACAACGGGUCACAUUUUGCCGGGUUUUUGCGACCCGGUGUCAAGAUUAGCAAGAGCCAAAACCGCAGGUUAUCCUGUGAAUAUGGCGAAACUCCUUGAAAAGACGUCCGUGUAUUCUAAAAUAGACCCCCUCGAGUUCAAGCGUAUAAAGGAAGAUGCAAGACGCAUGUGGUGCAGGCCGCGCAGAGAACCAACCACAUACGACUUCUUCUACAAUUCGUGUUCAACGCAGUUUGAGAAACCCCCGGAGACUGUGCCACGCCCAUCAUCUCCAACCAGGUUAAACAAACCACAUCCACCAAACGUGUUCCUAACAAACAGAUUACAUUAUAUUGACGGCUUCCAAAAUCCAGAUACUAUUGUUGGAAAAGGGUGUUACAGGGUUGAUGAUUGUGUGCCAGAUCAGGAAUAUGGGCAGCGGAGAUGUAUACGAGAAAAGUAUGAUGGUCAACCUUCUACAGAAAGUGUGAACGUGUUAAUGGAUAAAUAUGGACUGACAGAAUACUUGGAUCCUAUUGAAUCCCAGGCGGCAGAAUCGUGGCUAAACAUAGCUGAUGAUGACGAUAAACAUCAUCUUUCUUGUGCUCUGCAAAGUUUCCGGGAAAAACAGAUUUAUGAUCAACACAAGAUUGAGUUUAGACCGAGAGUUCAACCAAAGGUAGUCUGUCCACCUUCAUACAACUGGAUACGGCCAACACUACCAAAAGAAACUGAGUGUAUAUACCACAGUGAUAAGUAUGAAACCAAGCCUUAUAACACUGUCGUGUCAACACUUGGUGAGAGGAAGAAGAAACACUUCCCACUGGAGCGGGGUCUGCCUCGAAGAUACACCUCGCAGUUAUUGAGAGGUGAAUUUAUGAUGCAUCCUGAUUGGCCAGAGACGAUUCCACACCAUCGCAUACCCUAGCCACAAAGACAAAAAGACUUCACCUCCAGUAUUACCAAAGACAAAAAAAACUAAAUUUAUGUCUACACUCAAGAACACAAAAUUGUCUCUGGCCAUGACUUUACAUUUUAAUCAAGAGCUCUUCAACCAUUAUGUUUUUUCAUAUGGAGAUCCUCAAAAGAUAUUUGAUGAUGUUUGUGUGGAACUGCAAACAUUAUUUAUUUUUAAUACCAAAAUAUUUGGAGGGUGGGGGGUGCAAAAUGUUUUGAAUUUAAGGCAACAAAUCUUAAAGUAAUUUUUACAAAGGUUAUAGGUACCAACAACUGAAUUUGAAAAUGAGCUCCUGUUUAUUUUACACCUAACUUGCCUCACGUGGACACUGGUGACUUAUUGACAGUUGACCGUUUGAGCUCCUGUUUAUUUUACACCUAACUUGCCUCACAUGGACACUGGUGACUUAUUGACAGUUGACCGUUUGAGCUCCUGUUUAUUUUACACCUAACUUGCCUCACAUGGACACUGGUGACUUAUUGACAGUUGACCGUUUGAGCUCCUGUUUAUUUUACACCUAACUUGCCUCACAUGGACACUGGUGACUUAUUGACAGUUGACUGUUUGAGCUCCUGGACUGUCUAAAAUAAAGUGUCCAUACAAGAUACACAACACAGAAAUGUUUUGCUAAUAUACAUCUGUAUUAUGUGAUGAAAGAUCUACAUCAUGUGAUGCAACAUCUACAGAAUGUUAUGCAACAUGUACUUAUCUUGCCCAUUUGUGAUACCUUUUCUAGACUCACUACAGUGUAUAAAUACAAAGGGAACUUGUUUAGUGACAGUUUCUAAUCAUUUAAAGAUUGAUUAGUAACUACUUUUUAAUGAGUUAGAAGUAUAUAGCAAUCUCUGAAAUGUGUGUAGUGAAUCGCUGUGUGAUACUGAACAAAAUGUUUUCUGGAACACCUGGGAUUAUGCGUUUUUAUUUGUAUGUGUACCUACUGUGAGCCUGUAUUAAACUGCUAUGUAAUGCAGUACCAACCCUUGGCCUUUGUUACAGGUUCAUAUGUACUUGAUUUCAACAUUAAUAAGGUGACCUCUUAAGACAGGUGUUUAAUACAGCUCAGAUUGUAUGUCUAUUAAAACAUAUACUGUAGAUCCUGAAAUUAAUGCGUCCCUAAAUGUAUGCGAGUGAUGGUGGGCAGACUAAAAUGCGACAUGAAAUUGAUGUGAGUGGCCUCCCUUUAAAAUAUUAACUUUCAUAAUAACACACGUCUGUGUACUUUUCAGUUAAAUCCAAGUUACAGGCAUUGUCAAUGAGAUCAACUCACUAACAUGCCUGUGUAAACAUCAAUUAACCUGUUUAGUCCCUUUUAAUAAGAUCAAUUCACAGCAUAUUUUUGCGGCAAUAAUUUACAUAAUGUGUAUAGUUACCUACAUCUGGAGAAACAUUAAAAUACAUGUACAAUUACAACUGUAUGCCAACAAAGUUGCAGGGAACUUGAAAAGUAAAGACAAAGAAGCAGCUGACUGCAAUAUUAGCGUGCUAAAACCCAUUAACACGCAAUGGAUCGUGUCAGCUUUUGACAGGGUGGCCAAAGAUCCUGCAAUCGUCACACAUGGCUGGCAUCUAAUUGGACAGUUAGUCUUUCUCAUCAAUGAUGAAUUGUACUCCAGUUCUGUUUUAUAAAUAUAUUAGAAUUUGUUUUGUUUUUUAAUAACUUGGGACACAUAUAAAAAACGUAGAAAUAAAUGCGUAAUAUUAUUAAUGUGAAUAACACAAAUUCGCAUUUUUCACAUUAAUAUUAUGAUCGCAUUAAUUUCAGGAUCUACAGUAUUCAUUUACAGUGAAACCCUUAAAACUGGACCCUCUGUAAAAAGAAUUCCCUCAAAACCACAUGCUUUUCAUGAUCCCUUUUUAAAUAACCGUACUGUACUAAACUGGAUGCCUCCUUAAAACCUGACAUUUUACUUGGAAACAUGGGGUGUCCGGUUCAGAGAGGUUUCAUGUAUGUGAAUUUCUAAUGAACUUGGGGAGGCUUCACAUGCAUAACAAUGUUAUUUGAAAUGUAAUCUAAACUCUUAAAGAAAUACUGUUUGCUGUAGUCCAACCAGUUCAUAAACAGGUUUAUAAAAUCUACAAAAUCCAGACUUUAGUCAAGACUGAACUGCUCUAAGCAAUAUCCAUGGCAUUAAAGUUUCCACAUGUGAGAUUUGACAGGUGGAUGGAUAUUCGUCCGUGCACCCAUAUUCAAUUAGUGUUCCUCACAGGUUGAGGUUUGGUUGGAGGGUCACUGUCUUGUGUACUUGAGAUUCAGUGGUGACCACACUCUUUAUGAUUUGGUUAGAGACUAAAUAAAAUUAUUAAUUACAGUAACAUAACAGGUUUUAUCAACAGAUUUAUAAUAUGUUGGUUUUAUGGUUGAACUUCUAGAGGCACAAGAUAAAAAUCAGUAUUAUUCAUAUUCAUGGUUUUGCUUGAGAGUAGAGGUGCUAGGGAUGGAAUGAAAACCAAGAUAUUUGUGAUGUCAUUUCAUGGUCCAAAUAUUUCAGAAAUUCCAUCAUAGUACCAGUAGAUUCAUGUUUAGUUUUGUUAUGUUUUUUGUUUUUCUAAGAAAAAACCACACCCGAAAAACCACCAAUAAGCAUUUAACAUAGGCCUUCAUCAAAAUGUAUUGGUUUGCUGUGACCACCAAGCUUGCAGUGAGGCUUUUUGCUUUUAGAUUAUGUUCAUUGUGAUUAUGUUAGAAAUGGAAAACAAAUAUAAUAGCUAAUUAUGAUUUUUAAGAUUUAUUUUAUGUGGGAAGGUUUCUUGUCCCAAACCUACAAAACUGUUGGGAGCCUGCACGGGUUUAUAUUAUAGUAAUACUUGUAUAUGUAUUGGAAUAUUAAAUUAUUAUUUAUAAAUUAUCAUGUGAUGUUGUAAUAAGGUAUGUAAUUUUACUAAAAUCGUUAAAUAUUAUUAAUUUAAUGUGAUGUUUACAAUAAUGUAUGUAAUUUUAUUGGAAUACAUGUAUUAAAAUAUUAAAAUGUUAUGUGAUGUUAAAUGAAAUGUUAUUUGGUAAUGAGUUGUAAUUUUAACAAUUAUCAAUUGAAAUCAUGCUCUCAAAAAUAAUUUAUUAAUCUUUUUUUUAAAUGUCUCAAUUUUAUUUUAUUUAUUUUGCAGAUGCAAUGAUUUUGAGAAUAGGGUCACUUUAUUGCCCAAUUAUAUUUAAAACAUUUGUAUAUGUUAUAUUUGUAUUUAAAAAUAGUUUUAAUUUAUAAAUUUUACUUAUAUAUAUUGCAUUUUAGCAUGUAAAUAUGACUUUAAAUCUUUGGAUAUACAGAAACUAAUUUCUUAAAAUUUUUGUUGUAUGGCUACUGUGUUACUAUGGCCUAUGUAUGGCCUAUGUUAUAGUAUGUUAUAUUAAAGAAUUUUCUAGCU
Molecule: messenger RNA, 4430 nt
Organism: Gigantopelta aegis
Lineage: Eukaryota; Metazoa; Mollusca; Gastropoda; Neomphalida; Peltospiridae
Exons: 7
Coding region: 132-1040 (302 amino acids)
Source: RefSeq, a predicted model, not a curated record